Molecule: messenger RNA, 1657 nt
Organism: Hippopotamus amphibius kiboko
Lineage: Eukaryota; Metazoa; Chordata; Mammalia; Artiodactyla; Hippopotamidae
Product: probable 2-ketogluconate reductase
Exons: 6
Coding region: 278-1264 (328 amino acids)
Cellular component (GO): cytosol
Molecular function (GO): glyoxylate reductase (NADPH) activity; hydroxypyruvate reductase [NAD(P)H] activity; NAD binding
Source: RefSeq, a predicted model, not a curated record
GCGGAGCGGGACGCGGCUGGGCGGUCCGCACCGCGAGCGUCUCGGGGACCGUCUGGCUGGGCGGGGCUGCUUCGGACCUGAUCCUCUCAGGUCAGCGCGUCGGAGGCCGAGCUCGCGCGGCGCCGCCGGGACCCGGGGGUGGACGGAGAGGGUGGCAUCGCUGAAGAAGGGCUCGACCCGUUUACUCCCGAAUGAAUCACGUUGGCUCAGGCUUUCCAGACGUGAAUUUAGUGGCUUUGCUUGUCAAAAGCAGUUUGUUAACAGCAGAGUACUGGCCAUGGGCGAUCAGGACCUACCUGGCGUUUUGGUGUCUGGACUUGAAGGACCUCAUGGUAUAUGUGAAGAUCAUGCUGGAGACCUGCAGAAACACUUUAAUCUCAUUACCAUGCAAGAAUUUUUGGAAAAUAAAGCACAACUGGGUCCAAAGAUCCAAGCUGUGUACAUCUGGGGCGGAAUGCCGGCCAUUAGCCAGGAGCUGCUGCGCGGCCUGCCCUCCUUGAAGAUCGUUGCCAGCGCAGGGGCGGGUCUGGACCACCUGGACCUGGGGCUCAUUGCCAGCUUUGGUGUGAAGGUGGCCAACACGCCACACGCCAUUUCCAGCCCCACAGCAGACCUGGGGAUGGCCUUGCUGCUGGCCGCAGCUCGCAGAGUCGUAGAAGGUCAUCAGCUGGCUGUUUCGCCACGUACAGAGAACUUUUCUACGAACUGGAUGGGUCAAGACGUGACCAGGGCCACUCUGGGAAUUGUCGGCAUGGGCAACGUUGGCUAUAAGAUCGCUCAGCGGGCCAGAGCGUUUGAAAUGAGGAUUCUCUAUCACAAUAGGAAACGCAGAAGAUCGGAGGAGGAGGACGCUGUCGGGGCCGCUUACUGUGAGAGGCUGGAAGACCUGCUUCAGCGAUCUGACUUUGUGAUGUUGGCCAUGAGGCUGACGCCCCAGACCCAGGGCCUGAUCGGGAGGCGGGAGCUGAGUCUGAUGAAGCCCACCGCCAUUCUCGUCAACAUCGGCAGAGGUCUGUUAGUUGAUCAAGACGCCCUGGUGGAAGCCCUUCAGACCGGGGUCAUUAAUGCGGCCGCGCUGGACGUGACGUACCCAGAACCCCUGCCCAGAGAUCAUCCUUUGUUGCAGUUGAAGAACGUCACUCUGACACCUCACAUUGGAAGUGCAACUCAUCAAGCAAGACGACAGAUGAUGGAAAAUUUGGUUGAAAGUAUCCUGGCUUCUUUCAAUGGCCUUCCUGUUCCUAAUGAAGUGCUACUUAAAUGAUCUAUGUGGGCUGAGCAUUCAGUGGCACGAAAACGUGGCAGAUUAAAUGGGCAAAAAAACCCUUAUUUUGUGUACUGUAUGUUAAGAGUCCAUUAUAUAGAUUGAAUUAAUACCACUUAGAGGAAACCUUUAAGGAAUAGUAAGAAUAGUGACCAUUUGUUGAGAGUUUGAUAAAUGCUUUCCUUACACGUUCAUGUCAUCCUCAAGGCAGCUGUGUGAGGGAAGUUCUAUCGUUAUCAUUCCUGAUGACACUGAGCACAGAGAGCUACGCGUCCGCAGUCCAGAAGCCUGCACUAAGUCCGUGGGUUUCCCCGUGAACUACGCUGCUUCAAGCCUGAUGAAUUCUGAUGGUUUCCUGGAUGACAGAGUCCCCCUGGUACUCCAAUCACUGUU